Eleginops maclovinus (Patagonian blennie) is the source of this 5225-nucleotide messenger RNA. It is a transcript of the gene rps6ka4, whose product is annotated as ribosomal protein S6 kinase, polypeptide 4. Gene Ontology annotation, biological process: regulation of DNA-templated transcription; peptidyl-serine phosphorylation; intracellular signal transduction. The transcript has 19 exons. The coding region runs from base 788 to 3190 and encodes 800 amino acids. The record is from RefSeq and is a predicted model, not a curated record. Gene Ontology annotation, molecular function: protein serine/threonine kinase activity; magnesium ion binding; ATP binding. NCBI's taxonomy places the organism in Eukaryota, Metazoa, Chordata, Actinopteri, Perciformes, Eleginopidae.
UUCCGAGUUGAGUUGAAUGAGUUGUUUCUCAGAGGUCAAAUGAAUGGGAAUAUUAUCCUUACACCAGAAUUGAAACAGGAUCUGAUCUAACUUGUUCUCCUGAGGACUCGAACGUCGCUCCGCCUACACAGGCGGCUCACGUGACUGACCGUCGCCCAGGUUGUGUCGAAAGCAUCCUGGUUUUAGCAGUUAGCUACCCUCUGAUAAAAAAUAUAAAGUGAGGAUUUUAAUAUUUUUAUUGGCGAAUUAUUAACGUGGCGUUGACAAAGACGACACGGACCUACCCUAACUGACCCUUUCCAGCGUGGUUUGAUAGAUAUCAGAAGAAGCCAGCUGACAUUGCUAACUAAACAUUAGCGUAAGCUAACGUCCAAACUUGGGACGGGCAAAAGCAGCAAUUUGUUAGCUAGCUGCUAGCCUGCCAAAUUACUACGGCCAUCCUAGUUAGACAGGUAACAUAUCUUGUUAUUGUAGCAAUUAUGCUAACUAACUAGCGACGGAGGUGUUUACGCACCGACCAACAGAUUUCAUCCAAUCACACGGGAUAAAUAAUGCAAAACAUUAGGAUGUUGAACGCUUGGGGAUUAACAUUUGGACAGCAGUAUUGUCUAGAAAACACAGCUGUCCGGUCAUUUCGGUAAUCCCCGUUUUCUUCGUAAUGCAGCUACAAUAGAUGUUUGUAAUUGCUGAACGAUAAGUUUAACGUCCUGUAUAUACCAAGACACAUUUAACUACCAAGUGUACCUUUAACAGUCUGUAUAGGCUAUAUUAUACCCUGUUUCAAGUUAUGUCUGGGGACGCAUCUGACAGUAGUGAUGACUCCGACACAAAAACAAAUGAAAAGGCCUGCACGGUCAAGCAUCAAAUCACCAAUGCCAACCUCACAGGUCACACUGAGAAAGUCGGCAUGGAGAACUUUGAGCUGCUCAAAGUUUUGGGCACUGGAGCUUAUGGAAAAGUGUUUUUGGUCAGAAAGAACACCGGCCACGAUGUGGGCCAGCUAUAUGCAAUGAAGGUGUUAAAGAAAGCAGCUAUUGUUCAAAAGGCAAAGACCACAGAGCAUACUCGCACCGAGAGGCAGGUGCUGGAGCACAUACGCCAGUCUCCCUUCCUGGUCACGCUCCACUAUGCCUUUCAGACGCAGAGCAAACUACACCUCAUCCUGGACUAUGUGAGCGGCGGGGAGAUGUUCACACAUUUAUACCAGCGGGACCACUUUCCUGAGGAGGCCGUGCAGAUUUAUAUUGGGGAAAUAAUCCUGGCUCUGGAGCACCUGCACAAGCUUGGGAUUGUGUACCGAGACAUCAAAUUGGAAAACAUUCUGCUAGACAGUGAAGGGCAUGUGGUGUUGACAGACUUCGGGCUCAGCAAGGAGUUUCUGGAAGAAGAGAAGGGAAGGACAUACUCUUUCUGUGGCACCAUUGAGUACAUGGCGCCUGAAAUCAUCAGGGGGAAAUCUGGGCAUGGCAAGUCAGUGGAUUGGUGGAGCCUUGGGAUCCUGAUGUUUGAGCUUCUGACAGGUGCUUCACCUUUUACCUUGGAGGGAGAGAGGAACUCUCAGAGUGAGGUGUCAAAACGUAUUUUGCGCUGUGACCCACCGUUCCCCUCUAUGAUCGGACCAAUCGCUCAGGACCUGCUGAGGAAGUUGUUGGUGAAGGAUCCUCACAGGAGGCUGGGCUCUGGACCAAGGGGGUCUGAAGACAUCAAAGCACAUACCUUCUUCAAGGGACUCAACUGGGCUGACCUAGCACAAAAGAAGUUGCCAAGUCCAUUCAAGCCUGAGCUGAAGAGUGAACUGGACGUGGGGAACUUUGCUGAGGAGUUCACUGGGAUGGAUCCCGUCUACUCUCCAGCAAGCACGCCGCCAAGCACUGAUCGCCUAUUCCAGGGUUACUCUUUUAUUGCUCCCUCCAUCCUGUUCAACAAGAAUGCGGUGAUGGGAGACUUUGUGCAAUCCCAUAUUGGUGCGGAUCGUCCAGCUUCAGCCUCUGUCCAACGCAGUGCCAUGUUAGAGGAAUCCCACUUCUUUCAGCACUAUGAGCUGUGUCUCCAUGGACCCCCCCUGGGUGAGGGUAGCUUCUCUGUUUGCAGGAAAUGCCGACACAAGCAAAGCGGACACGAGUACGCGGUCAAGAUCGUCAGCCGCAGGAUGGAGGCAAACACCCAGCGGGAGGUCGCUGCUUUGCGGCAAUGUGAGAGUCACCCAAACAUCGUCAAGCUGCAAGAGGUCUACACUGAUCAGUACCACACAUAUUUAGUGAUGGAGCUUCUGCGAGGGGGGGAGCUGCUGGAAAGGAUCAAGAGGAAGAAACUCUUUGGAGAGGCGGAGGCCAGUCAGCUGCUACAGAGCCUGGUCUCAGCUGUCAGCUUCAUGCACGAGGCCGGAGUUGUGCACAGAGACCUCAAACCAGAGAACGUGUUGUUUGCGGAUGAGGGGGAGGACUCCGUGCUGAAGGUAAUAGAUUUUGGAUUUGCCCGUCUGUGCCCUGCAGGCAGCGCCCCCCUGCAGACCCCCUGCUUCACGCUGCAGUACGCUGCUCCUGAACUUUUUGAGAGUGCAGGAUACGACAAAGCCUGUGACCUCUGGAGUCUUGGGGUCAUCCUGUACACCAUGCUGUCAGGCCAGGUGCCUUUUCAGAGUGAGCAGCGGGGGAUGACCUCAUCAUAUGCGGCUGACAUCAUGCAAAAAAUUAAGGAGGGUGAUUUCUCAUUGGAAGGGGAGGCCUGGAAGAGUGUGUCGGAGGAUGCCAAAGAGCUUGUUAAAGGCCUGCUGACUGUGGACCCGGAGAUGCGUCUCAAACUCUCUGAUCUGAAGGAGAACAGCUGGCUGCAGGGUGGAGCCUCCAUGUCCACCACUCCUCUGUGCACUCCAGAUGUGCUGGAGUCUAGUGGACCUACUGUCCGCACCUACGUAAACGCCACCUACAAGGCUUUCAACCGUGGCAAGAGAGAGGGCUUCUUUCUGAAAAGUGUUGACAAUGCUCCCCUUGCAAAACGCAGAAAGCUUAAGAUGACAAGUACAGGCGUGGAGACCCGGUGGAGUUCAUCCUCUUCCUCCUCCUCAUCUUCCACUUCCUCCUCUGCCUCUGCCUCGGCCUCUGCAACAGCAUCGAAAGUACAGCCAAAGCAAACUGUGAGCCCAAAGCAAACUGUGAGCCCAAAGCAAACUGUGAGCCCAAAGCAGAGCUAGCCUAAAUGGCAGGGGAGAGAUCCGAGGGAAAAUGAAGAGGUAUGUGCUUAUACUGGCUACACAAAAUCCUCAGUGUCCAAAAAACAUUCUGACAAACCAAAAGACUGGUUUGAGUAAGUGCAAAGUGUUCAAUACAAAAUUGAAUUCCAUGUUUUAACAGCAACUUCAUUCAUCAUGCCAUUUCCUCCCCAAAACAAGCUUUACUUCUCUGGAUUGGGUGGAAAAGAAAGGAAGUUUGGCAUCUUUAAGAUUGCACAGUCAUGUCUGGCCUUGAGAAAACUAUUCUUAAUCAGUAUUCACUUACCAUAAUAUGUUGAUAUUACACACUAAAAGUUAAAUAUGAGAAGUGUGUCUGUUUUCACUGUGGCUCAGAAACAGUGCCUGACCAAAUAGGGAUAAAGGGAAAAAGGAGCCAUAAAUGAGCAGAAGCCAUAUAUACAGCAACACAGUGAAGAUAUCUAUUGAGCCGCUGUGAGCACACACAAAUGUGCACGAAAGCAAAUGAAAAUCCUUCCAGGAAUUCACAGGCUUUAUUCUCUGACUGUAUUAAGUUGUUUUGAAUGUUGCCACACAUAUGAUUGGCAGAAAUCUGGCCCCAAUUGCUGUGCCACAUAUAGGCCCUUCGCUCUGUAAAUAUCCAAAUUGUGUCCUCUUAGGCUAUUUGCUAAGAAUGUAAAUGGUCCAAAAAAAGGCUAAUUGGUGGAAGGACUGAGUGCAGAUGGAAAAGAAUAUGAUUUGUGUACACUAUCAGACAAUCUUUGUCUCUAUUGGAUGCAGUCAGUCGCCACAGAUCUCAUUGAACACAUCGUGGGCCACAUAUCGUGAUUGAUGGCUCUAAAGAAGUAUUUUCAAGCACUCACUUUAGCUUGAAAAGGUGGCAGUAAGUGUUCAGUCAUGAAAUCGUUCUUUCCUCAUUACUUGCUGUAAAUGACUCGCAUGUUUCUGCCGUUCUGAACAUUUCUAGCAUGCUAAUCUGUCGUGAUGAUAAACUGUGAGAUCUAUAUUUUGGUAGCUCUGGCGUACUAAGGAACCCACAAUGUUUUCUAUGCUAACGAUUGCAGCUUGAGUGUUUCACGUAAAUCGGAGCAAAAUCCCUUUAUACUUUUUGUUCAUCACCGGGCUUAUGAAUUUAAAAAAAGGUGUUACAGUUUUCCCCUACAGACCAGCACCAUAUGCAGCUAUCAGAAAUACGAUUUGAUUUGAUACAGGGAAUUUGUUACCCCUGAAUCACGCUCAGCUUGUGCUCCAUGGUUAUUUUGACACAUGGUUUUAAAACAUUAUAUGGCUUUGAAGCACAAAUAAUGUUACAGAAUGAGAAUUAAUUAUGACUUUAUUAUGGUUCUGAGGAGACCAUCCUGCAUCUUCUGUACAUACUCUUUCUUGAUUUACAGCAACAACAAAAAAAAUGUAAUGAUUUAAAAUUUGAAUGCUCUUAACGGUUUAUUAGUUAUCUGAUGCAAUGUUGUUGGCCUUUUUUUUUACAUGUUGCAGUCAGUUGAUCAAUUAAAACACAUUUCAGCUUUAAAGGUGCAUCUGCUAAUAUUUAUUACAUGUAAUUGAUUUAAUGCCGUGGUAAUGGGAUUGAUAAUUAAAUUGGAUAUUGUUGUUUACCAGCUGUGUGUGUGAGUUUGUAUGUGUGUCGAUUUCAUUCACAAAGAAGUUGCUAAUUAGUGCAAAUGAACAUACAUUGAUACACAAGUGUAAAUGAAUGGUGCUGGGAGGUUAGUUGUACCAAUGUCUCUGUACCAGAUGAGCAUUAUUACAAUUUACUGUAUUAUUUUCUUGUUGUUGCUUGCCGCCUUGGUCUGUUUAAAGGUAACUGGUUGUUUGUGUUUGACAUUUUUACUUAAGAAACUGCUUUAAUUGGUGUUUAUAUUCGGUUGUUGUAGUAAAUGAUACUUUUCUUUAUUCCUCUUUCUUUUUCUGAGCUUUUCCAUUUUACCGAGAUGCACUGUCACUGAUGUCGUAACUGGGAAUUUGAUCUUUUGCGCCAAUGUUUUUGGGUUGGUGCAAAAAUAAACAUCACUUUUAAAUA